GUUGUUGCUUGCACGCCCGCGCUGACGAUUUAACGCCGUCCUUUUGGGGCAGCCCUUUUGCUUGCCUGACGGUAGCAUAGGUACGCGCCACACGUGACGUUUCGGCCCAUCGAUACAAGUGAGGCUGUUCCCGCGCACGCAGGUACAGGGGCGUCUCGGAGCAUUGGCACACACGACGCAGAACAGACCCACCAAACACAGGCGCCAUGAGCAAUCCCGGACGAUACUGGCGGAGGAGAAAGGCUGAUCGAGAUGAAGAUCGCUCCUCGAGCGGCGAGCCAUCUGGCAAGACAUCACCAAGCACAUCCCCACAGACGCUGCGAGCAAAGUUGAAGACUCCCGUAGACAGGAAGCGCCCAAACAGUCCGCGAUCCAGUCCCCUUCUCCGCCGGCUCAGCACCUUCAUCAAACAGAAGAGCUCCAGCAAAUCCAAACUGUCUAGCAAAGCGAAGAAAAAGCUCAUCAAGCACGAGUUUGACCAUCUUGAGCUGACGCAGCCGACGUGGUGCGACUUGUGCGACGACAUCAUCUGGGGACUUUUGCGGCCUUGCGUCCAGUGCAAACGGUGCAUGUAUACGUGUCAUCUUGAUUGUGCGGACCAAGUGGAGCUGGCGUGUGUGCAGCGGACGGUGCAAGGACCACGUGAGCCCCACGUGCACCCGCGCCAGACGCAGGAAGGCAUCGAUGCCGGUGCCCAGGGCUUGCUCGCGUACCUUACCGCUGAGGAUGUGGCUGCGAAGGUGGACAAGUACAACUGCAACCGCACUAACAACUUUAUCGAAAUGCUGGACAACGAGCCCGGGUCCAAGAACUUCAAAGGUUACAUCCGCGUGACGCUGAACUUGACCCGCCCCAUCCGCGUGUCAUCUGACGAGUCCAUUGUCAACAACUCCCCAGAACAGAGCGAAUGCCUGGCUGUGCCCGUCUCACCAGCAAUCGCAGGCUCAUCGCAUCGGUUUUUCCGCAGCUCCGGGUCGGCGUCCAGCUCUGGCUCGCACGAGGGCGAGACGUUCUUCCUCCCCAAACACGUGUCAAAAGGCCUCUACGUCACCUCCGCAACCACAGCACAGGAGGUGAUUGCCAUCUUGCUGCGCAAGUUUCGGGUGACGAGCAACCCGAGGAAGUUUGCCCUCUUUGAACGCAACACCGCAUCCGGAAGCGAGCGGAGGUUACGGCGCUUUGAGGAGCCACUUGCGCUGCAGCUGCUGUGGGGCGAGAAGAGCGAACACUUUGAGCUCUCCUUGAAGGAGUACAACCAGGAGUAUGAGUUUCACUGGGAGGAGUUUUCGCUGGCGGAGCUGGAGAACUUCUGCACCAUCCUCGAUCGGGAAGAGCAAGCGGCCUGUGAACAGCCACUGCAGUGA
Salpingoeca rosetta is the source of this 1364-nucleotide messenger RNA. RefSeq lists its product as uncharacterized. Gene Ontology annotation, biological process: signal transduction. Bases 207 to 1364 code for a protein of 385 amino acids. NCBI's taxonomy places the organism in Eukaryota, Choanoflagellata, Craspedida, Salpingoecidae. The record is from RefSeq and is a predicted model, not a curated record. The transcript has 11 exons.